Messenger RNA from Eimeria acervulina, 2682 nucleotides. RefSeq lists its product as hypothetical. The record is from RefSeq and is a predicted model, not a curated record. Gene Ontology annotation, molecular function: metal ion binding. The transcript has a single exon. Bases 1 to 2682 code for a protein of 893 amino acids. NCBI's taxonomy places the organism in Eukaryota, Apicomplexa, Conoidasida, Eucoccidiorida, Eimeriidae.
AUGGAUCAGCACUGGCGCCCCGCGCCGGAUUGUGACGGCGACAGAAGGAGACAGAGGAUGGUCCCCUACGAUGCUGCUGCUGCAGCAGCAGCAGCAGCAACAGCAAACAGCGCGAUUCCUGCUGCAGGGCAAGGAGGUCUCUGGUCUGAUCGCAGAAACAGCAGCAACAGCAAAACGCAAGGCGACGCCCCUUGGUGGGUGCAGCAGCAAAUAGCAAGAGAAAACCGUCCUUCCCGAGUAGUUCAGUGCUCUAGCCGCAGCAGCGGCUUUGCAAGGCAGCAGCAGUAUGAGCCGCAGCAGCAGCAAGUCCACCACAACCAGCAGCAGCAGCAGCACAGCCAGCAACAGCAACAGCAUCACUACCCGCCGCAACACCAGCAACACCACUACCAGCAGCAGCAGCAUUACUACCAGCAGCAGCAGGAGCGGCAGCCCUACCUGCCGCCCCACGAGCAGCAGCAGCUGCAGCAGCAGCAGCAACAGGGUUAUCAAGAAACCUCGAGAUAUGAUGAAGGCAGGCUUAGCAGCAGACGACGCUACGACCGCCCUCAUUACAGCAGCACAAGCCGCAGCCGCAGCCGCAGUCGCAGUCGCAGCCCCUUCUGGAGGGAAACAGCAGCAGGAGACAGCAGCAGCAGCAGCAGCGUCAGGCUUGGGCGUGCUGUAAGAGCUCGCUCUGGAGCAGCAGCAGGCGAAAGAGAAGGACAUCCCUAUGACUACCGUCAGCCCCCACACCAGCGGCAGCAGCAGCAGCAGCAGCAGCAGCAGCACCCGCAGCAGCGGCAGCAGCGGUAUCAGCGAUACCGCAGCAGCAGCAGCGAAGCAGCUUCAGUGAAGCAGCAGCAAAUGCCGUAUAACCGAGCGAGAAGCAAAGAGGAAGGCAUCAGGGUAGGUGAGCGCUCGGGUGCUGCAGGAGAGCAGCAGCAGCAGCAGUAUCAUUACAACCAGCAGCAGCAGCAGCAGCAGCAGCCAUAUGGAAGGCCUCCAUAUCGUCCGGGCAGAGGAGUAGGGCGUGUAGACGAGGAAGCAGGAAGGAGUGGCACUGCCGGAGGGUUUGCUGCUGCUGCUGCUGCUGCUGCUGCUGCUGAUGGACGCAGCAGCAGAAAGGACUACUGGGAAGGAUCGCCAGGGCGGUACGCAGAUGAAGAUCGCAUGCAGCGCCGAUAUCGUUCUGCUGCUGCUGCAGCAGCAGCAGCAGCAGAUUACGGUAGACGGGGAGCAGACGCAGACCCAGCAGCAGCAGCAGCAGCAGCAGCAGAGAGACGCAGCAGAUUGUCUCCUGCUCGUUUAUCACCACGUCAUCCGGCGUUGCAUGCAGGGCUGCGCUCCUCUCAGCCGCAUGCACAUUCGCCUCAGCCGCCGCCUCCUCCUCCCCCACAGCAGCAGCAGCAGCAACAACAGCAGCAGCAACAGCAGCAGCAGCAGCAGCAGCAGCAAGAGGAGCGUAAAGGAGGGAUAAGACGCCGAUGGAAGCACCCCGAUAGCUGCUUACCCUGCGUCUGGUUCUUCUGUCAUUAUGAAGGCUGCAGCAGAGGAUCCUCGUGUCCUAGAUGUCAUAACGAAGAUCAUAGAGAUAUUGCGUCUCCUCUACACCCUUUUGUGCUGCUGCAUGAGAGAGGCCGCUGCAUGCCCUGUCAUAGGUUUACUAGCAGCGGGGCUUGCAGACAAUAUGCAUGCGUCUUCUGCCAUCAUCCUUCUCAUCACGAACCCUCUAACUUAGAUUCUGCUAAUGAAGAAGAGUUAAAGCAGCAGCAGCAGCAGCUCGAACAGCUGCUGCAGCAGCAGCUCAAGGCAGCCCCUAGACAAAAACUCUCACAAGAUGCUGCAGCACAUGAUAGAGGGGUUUGUAUCCCUUGUGCUGACUUCUUUUCUUCGCCUCAUGGAUGUAAAGGUGCAGCAGCAGAAGGCGGCAACAACAGCAGCAGCAACAGCAACAGCAGCAGCAGCAGCAGCAGCAACAAAUGCCUCAAUUGCCACCACCCAUCGCAUGCAAACCCUCACUUUGCUUCUCAUCCUUCGGUGCUGCUGCACUUGAAACGCUGCUGCAAGCCCUGCGAGCUGUAUAUACAGGGGCAGUGUACGAAGGAGCCGUCUCUAUGUCCUCAGUGUCAUCACCCUAGUCAUAAGCAAGAGGAGCAGCAGGAGGAGGAGCAGCAGCAAGAGCAGCAGCAGCAAGAGCAGCAGCAGCAGCAGCAAGAAGAUGACACACCAGAUGAAGAGAAGAGGCAGCACGAGUUUAUGAUGCUUCAGCAGCAAGAACAAGAAGACAUGCAGCAGCAAGAUAUUGAUGAGUGGGAGGAGGAUGAAGACGAGAGAAGAGGCGGCGCUCUCUCCCCUCCCUAUACACCCCAGCAGCACGAAGACGAGCAGCAGCAGCAGCAGCAGCAGCAGCAAGAGCAAGAGCAACAACAACUGAAAAUGCAGCAGCAGCAGCAGAACCAAUGCAUAGACGAAAAACAGCAGCAGCAGCAGCAGCAGCAGCAGCAGCGCAUGUCUGAGGAGGGCUCAUUUGUUGAGCAUACACCCGAAUGCAUGCAGCAGCAAGAAGCAAAGGUCAAGGACUGUUCAUCGCAGGAAAUUGUGCAUGAAGAGGAGCAGCAGCAGCAGCAGCAACAGCAGCAACAAGGGAAGGACAAGCAGCAGAUGCUGCAGCCUCAUCAGCAGGUAGCGCUGCAGCAGUAA